Messenger RNA from Oncorhynchus keta (chum salmon), 1492 nucleotides. RefSeq lists its product as uncharacterized. The record is from RefSeq and is a predicted model, not a curated record. Bases 9 to 944 code for a protein of 311 amino acids. The transcript is spliced from 4 exons. NCBI's taxonomy places the organism in Eukaryota, Metazoa, Chordata, Actinopteri, Salmoniformes, Salmonidae.
GAGUGUGUAUGAGUGAGUGUGUGAGGCUCAGUAAAGGGUAUGUCUGUAUUGCCCAGAGAACUAUUCACGCUGAGACAACUUUCCUCUACCUGAUAGUUUGUUGUUUUAAUCAACUGUUUUAUGUUUCAGUUGUCCCGUGUGUUCCCUCUUCUUCCUCUGGGUCACCAGGUUCCCUCUUCUUCCUCUGGGUCACCAGGUUCCCUCUUCUUCCUCUGGGUCACCAGGUUCCCUCUUCUUCCUCUGGGUCACCAGGUUCCCUCUUCUUCCUCUGGGUCACCAGGUUCCCUCUUCUUCCUCUGGGUCACCAGGUUCCCUCUUCUUCCUCUGGGUCACCAGGUUCCCUCUUCUUCCUCUGGGUCACCAGGUUCCCUCUUCUUCCUCUGGGUCACCAGGUUCCCUCUUCUUCCUCUGGGUCACCAGGUUCCCUCUUCUUCCUCUGGGUCACCAGGUUCCCUCUUCUUCCUCUGGGUCACCAGGUUCCCUCUUCUUCCUCUGGGUCACCAGGUUCCCUCUUCUUCCUCUGGGUCACCAGGUUCCCUCUUCUUCCUCUGGGUCACCAGGUUCCCUCUUCUUCCUCUGGGUCACCAGGUUCCCUCUUCUUCCUCUGGGUCACCAGGUUCCCUCUUCUUCCUCUGGGUCACCAGGUUCCCUCUUCUUCCUCUGGGUCACCAGGUUCCCUCUUCUUCCUCUGGGUCACCAGGUUCCCUCUUCUUCCUCUGGGUCACCAGGUUCCCUCUUCUUCCUCUGGGUCACCAGGUUCCCUCUUCUUCCUCUGGGUCACCAGGUUCCCUCUUCUUCCUCUGGGUCACCAGGUUCCCUCUCCGGCCUCCGGGUCACCAGGUUCCCUCUCCUUCCUCUGGGUCACCAGGUUCCCUCUCCUGCCUCUAGGUCACCAGGUUCCCUCUCCUUCCUCUAGGUCACCAGGUUCCCUCUCCUUCCUCUAGGUCACCAGGUUCCCUCCCCUUCCUCUAGGUCACCAGGUUCCCUCUCCUUCCUCUAGGUCACCAGGUUCCCUCUCCUUCCUCUAGGUCACCAGGUUCCCUCUCCUUCCUCUGGGUCACCAGGUUCCCUCUCCUUCCUCUAGGUCACCAGGUUCCCUCUCCUUCCUCUAGGUCACCAGGUUCCCUCUCCUUCCUCUAGGUCACCAGGUUCCCUCUCCUUCCUCUAGGUCACCAGGUUCCCUCUCCUUCCUCUAGGUCACCAGGUUCCCUCUCCAGCCUCUAGGUCACCAGGUUCCCUCUCCGGCCUCUAGGUCACCAGGUUCCCUCUCCGGCCUCUAGGUCAACAGGUUCCCUCUCCGGCCUCUAGGUCACCAGGUUCCCUCUCCGGCCUCUAGGUCAACAGGUUCCCUCUCCGGCCUCUAGGUCACCAGGUUCCCUCUCCGGCCUCUAGGUCACCAGGUUCCCUCUCCGGCCUCUAGGUCACCAGGUUCCCUCUCCGGCCUCUAGGUCACCAGGUUCCCUCUCCGGCCUCUAGGUCAACAGGUUCCCUU